Mandrillus leucophaeus (drill) is the source of this 1620-nucleotide messenger RNA. It is a transcript of the gene RBM43, whose product is annotated as RNA binding motif protein 43. The transcript is spliced from 4 exons. The coding region runs from base 153 to 1214 and encodes 353 amino acids. The record is from RefSeq and is a predicted model, not a curated record. NCBI's taxonomy places the organism in Eukaryota, Metazoa, Chordata, Mammalia, Primates, Cercopithecidae.
GGGUGGAAGGGCCGCCCUUUUCUUCGUAGCCUCCAAGGGAGCGGGAACAAAAAAACGAAACCAAAACCUGCCUGCUCGCUCCUCUUCCCAUCCCCCGCGUUCCGCUGGCUGUGGGCUUCCUGCGGCCGCCGAGGGCGCGUCUCUCCUCCGCCAUGGCAUCAGUUUUGAAUGUCAAGGAAUCCAAAGCUCCUGAAAGAACGGCUGUAGUUGCUGGUCUUCCAGUUGGCCUUUUUAGUGAUCAAUUAUUGGCCCUAUUAGUAAAGAGCCACUUCCAAGACAUUAAGAAUGAGGGUGGAGAUGUUGAAGACGUGAUAUAUCCGACAAGAACCAAGGGAGUUGCAUAUGUAAUAUUCAAAGAAAAAAAAGUUGCAGAGAAUGUCAUCAGACAAAAGAAACACCGGCUAGCAAGGAAGGCUAGACAUGCUGAACUCACAGUCUCUCAUUUUAGUGACAAGAUCUUCAGCUCUGUAAAUGCCAUCCUUGAUCUUUCUGUUUUUGGGAAAGAAGUUACUCUAGAAACUCUGGUAAAGGACCUGAAAAAAAAAAUCCCGAGUUUAAACUUCAGUCCUUUGAAACCCAAUGGAAGAAUCUCCGUGGAAGGAUCAUUUCUGGCUGUCAAGAGGCUCAAAGAAUCUUUGCUAGUAAGAGCAUGUUCUCUCUUAGAAAAAGACAGAAAUUUUACCAGUGAGGGAAGAAAGUGGAAUAGACAAAAUCCCCAAAGGAGUCUACAGAGAAGUAAUAACCCUUUGGCAUCAGUCAGGACUUUAGUACCUGAGACUGCUAGAAGUGGAGAAAUGCUUGUGCUUGACACAGAUGUUUUUCUUUACCUGCACCACAAGUGUAGAUCUUACGAAAGCACACUGAAAAAAUUCUGCAUUCUGAGUCAGGAGAAAGUGGAUGGUGAAAUCACCACAAUUUGUCUAAAAAACAUUCAAGUUGGUUCUCAGCCAAACAAUGCAAAACAUGUAAAAGAGCUCAUUGAGGAAUGGUCACAUGCCCUUUACUUAAAGCUUAGAAAAGAGACAUUUAUUUUGGAAGGAAAGGAAAAGAAAGAGAAAAGAAUGAUCAAAUGCGCAUGUGAACAAUUAAGUUCGAGAUACCCUGAAGUCCUGAUUAACUUUUAUAGGACACACGUUGACAUUAUAGGAUCUUCUUCUGACACUUACCUGUUUAAAAAAGGGGUCAUGAAAUUAAUAGGGCAAAAGGUUAGUUAAUGAAAUCUCAGCAAUAUAGUCAUAAGGGCUGCUUUCCCUUGCUGAGCACUGACCAUUGCCAUGAAUGAGGCUAGCUUUACAUACCCUAUCUCAUUAAUCCUUAUGCUCAUCCUUCAUUGUCAGUGUUGACUAUCCUCAUGUUAUAGUGGAAGAAACUAGGAUUUGGAGAAGUUAAAACACUUUUCUGAAGUUAUCCAGUUGACAAGGAAUGAGGCUGUGGCUUAGCCCAGUCUAUCUGAUUAUACAGAUAAUAUCUAAGGAAUAAAACUUUGAAAAAAAACUCACCAAACUUUUUUUUUGUUUGUUGUUUGUUUUUGAGACAGAGUCUUGCUCUGUCACCCAGGCUGGAGUGCAGUGGCGUUAUCUCAGCUCACUGCAACCUCCGCCUCCUGGGUUCACACCAUUC